Messenger RNA from Anopheles stephensi (Asian malaria mosquito), 2110 nucleotides. RefSeq names its product F-box only protein 9. The transcript has 3 exons. Gene Ontology annotation, biological process: SCF-dependent proteasomal ubiquitin-dependent protein catabolic process. The record is from RefSeq and is a predicted model, not a curated record. Gene Ontology annotation, cellular component: SCF ubiquitin ligase complex. NCBI's taxonomy places the organism in Eukaryota, Metazoa, Arthropoda, Insecta, Diptera, Culicidae. Gene Ontology annotation, molecular function: protein binding. Bases 494 to 1831 code for a protein of 445 amino acids.
UCUCGUUGUUUUGAAAUCCCGCUGUCAAAGCAAGAAAUUUCACAUCCUUUUGCAAGUCGCAAAACCCAAAAUGGAUCGCUGUAAAGCGUGAAACGCUUUCGCCCACUUCUCUUCUGUUUGGUGCAAACUCGGUUCCAAAGCAAAGCAAGCAAACAUCGCCCUCCCGCCCGAAAGCCUUCCAUUGCUCGUACCUCACGCACAGUGCAAGCGGAUUAUGGCCAACAGGUUGCAGCGCCUGGAUCGUGUACAUUCGUUUUUUCACCAGAAUUUCGUCCACAUUAUUAAUCUGUCGCAAUCGCCCCGCUUCCCGAACGUUGUUCGCUACACUGACCGUGAACUAGCACGAGACCAGCAGGCGUACCAUUUCUCGAUAACCGUUUGAACGAUUUCUUAUCUUUUCGUUCAUCGUCAUUGUGUACAGCCUGCACUGAGGUGCUGAUCUGUGGGCAGCAAACAACUUCCAUACGACAACUUCAUCUGCAACACACCACGGAUGGAUUCCACGUCCAGCGAUGCCGGCAAGGAGGACGACGACGAUAGUUCGUCCUCUUCGACGAGUGGAUCGGACGCAAUCACUCCGAAACGGUCCGAGUUGGAUGAUUUCCGCGAACGGUGGCAGCAGGAGCUGAAGCGCGAGCAACCGGUUGCCAACGCACCAGCAGUUGCCACGCAUGCUACGACCGUGGAAACUGAUUCCGUCGAGCAUCAGGCACGCGCGCUGUUCCAGCAAGGUUCGGAUCUGGAACGAAGCGGCAAAGUGUUCGAAGCGAUGCGGCUUUACCGUCGCGCUACGCAGCUCGUGCCGGACAUCGAGUUCCGGGUGUACGAUAAAAAGCACGCCAAACCGAAGGAAGAUGUAACGAACGAUGAGCGGCUCGUGGAAGGGUUGAUGGAACGCAUGAUGGAAGCGAACAUAGACGAGGAUGAGGAAAAUCUGGAAAACGUCGACCUGGUACUGCGCUUCCAGACGCUAAUGGCCCGGUCGGGCAAACUGUUCGAACGUGCCACCGGUGACCGGAAGCUGAUCGUGACGUCGGCCCACUUUUCCGACCUGCCGAUGGAACUGAUCCUGUACAUACUGCGAUGGGUUGUGUCGAACGAUUUGGACAUGAAAUCGCUCGAACGGUUCGCAUCCGUUUGUCGUGGGUUUUAUCUGCUAGCGAGAGAUCCGGAAAUAUGGCGCCAUGCGUGCAUGAGAAUUUGGGGCGUGAACCUGGGUGUGCUGAAGGGAACGCCGUUCAGUUCCUGGCGCGAGAUGUACAUUAGCAGACCCCGGAUACUCUUCCACGGGUGCUACAUCAGCCGUACGAGCUACCUGCGUUCGGGGGAGAAUAGCUUCCAGGAUCAGUUCUAUCGUCCGAUCCAGUUGGUAGAGUACUAUCGAUACUUUCGCUUCUUCGCGGACGGCAAGGUACUAAUGCUAACGACAGCCGACGAGCCGCAGCAGUGUGUCGUUAAGCUGAAGCCCCGAUGUCCCACCCAGAACGAAAUACUGCGGGGACACUAUCGGUUGCACGACGACGUCGUUAUCGUGGCCAUUCAACGGAACCGUCCAACGGCGUCCAACGCCCAAAUGUCCGGACGCCCGAGUCGCAAAGUGCGCGAGAUAGAGCCAGAGUAUGGGCAGCAAACGUUCCUAAUGGAGCUGCAGAUCGUAAGCACCGCCAAACGGCCCUUCAGCCAGCUGCACUGGAAACAGUACACGAUGGUGCAGCAGCGAAACAAUCAGGAGAAAACGACCCAGUUCGAGCUCACCAGCACCAAGUAUCCACCGUUGUACUUUUCGCGCGUCAAGAGCUACCACCAGGAAUCGGAUGGACCACUGAAGUAGCGAGCCACACGCGGUAAAGCUCUAUCAGCAAGCUCUUAGCUGACGGAGCAUAAAGACGUACAGCAGCAAACACACACAACAAUUUAGCAGAGAUAGUGGAUUAUUUUUUGCCUAUUUUUUAGCCUCUAGCAAGUAGAAAACAACCGGAAACAAUCGUUAAUAAUUUUAAUCAGUUCAGCUGAACUAGGGACGAAGCAGAAGUGAGAACAGAAUUUAAUCGGUGGUCGGAAAAGCGAAGCUUUCGAAUCCCUUAUGAUGAAUAAAUCAGUGUUAAAGAAA